AUGGAAGAACACACCAUCGACUUCUUCUGCGACAACGCGCAAUGGCGGUUCUUGGCACCAGUAUUUCGCGAAAAGCAGUUUAAAUACGACUUUCACCCCAAGUGUCCAAUGCCAUAUUUGACACCAUCGCUAGACAGAAAGGCCGGCCACAAAGACAGUCACUUCAGUGUGGUAGAACAGCGGUGUAUUCAUAAAGACCAUCUGAAGAAAGGCUCGAAAACGCGCGUCUCGCUCGAUCAGAAUGGGCAUCCAUUAGUCGCCAUCAAGCAGCUCAGGAAUGUGAAUUGGAGCGAGAAAGAUUUUCAAGCUGCUGCGGAGACCGAGGCGGAUGUGCUGGAGAUGAUUCGAGACUUCAAUCACCCGCAUCUGAUAAGAGCAAUUGCCUAUUACACCAGAGGCAAAAAGCACUUUCUUGUUUUCCCAUGGGCCGACGGCGGAAACUUGCGCGAUUUCUGGGAAAGCGAGCCUCCCCGAAAGCUCGACGGAGAAUUCUUCAAGUGGGCAUUUGACCAACUCUGUGGGCUUGCCGGUGCAAUGGAAAAGCUACACUCAACUCGGAACACAUGUCGACACGGCGAUUUGAAGCCGGAGAACAUUUUGUGCUUCGAAAACACCGGCCAUACUCACCCGCGUACCCAACCAUGGCUUGUCAUUGCCGAUGUUGGCCUUGCCAAAGUGCACAACCAAGCAACCCACUUGCGGCACGAAGCAACGAGAACUGUUAGCGGAACAGUCAUGUACGAACCCCCAGAGGCUGUCUUGGCAAAGAAUGAGCCUCGUUCCAGGAGAUACGAUGUUUGGUCUCUUGGCUGUAUAUAUCUGGAGUUUCUCAUCUGGAUUUUGUUCGGCAAAGACCAACUUACGCGGUUUGGUAACGACAUCACCUCGGCCAUUGACGGAAAUCGCAAGUUCUUCGAGAUCAACACUGGGACGGCCGUAAUCAAGCCUGCUGUCCAGAAGUGGAUUGACUCUAUCAGAACAGACAGACGCGUCGAGGGGAACACGGCGGUAAUGCGUCUUUUGGAUCUCAUUUGCAACAGACUUCUCGUCGUGGCGGUAGGUAAUGUCAAUGCAUCCUCUUCUGGAAGCGGCACUCAGACUCCAGACGUCCUUCUCGAGGCUAACGGCCCUGGGCCCGGAAUCAUUCAGCAGAAUGACAGCGAGCUGCCUAGUGAGAUUGAGGCUCCCUCUUGGGAUCUUUCCGAUGCCCUGGACCUAACGGUGAAGCUGGACGAUCCGGAUCAAACAUUCGAUAAGCCCUUGAAGUGCAUUGUGUUGGCAAGAGCCAAAGAUUCGGAGGAUGAGAAGCAACAGUUGUGUUACGUUCUUCUCAUAAGCGGUGUUUCUGACAGUGGGGCCGAAGAUGUCUACGAACGAGUUGGGGCAGGCAAGCUUCGAGGCGAACAGAUUGAUUUCAGCAAGGGCAGCAGAAACAUCAUUCUCAGAUGA
Molecule: messenger RNA, 1449 nt
Organism: Colletotrichum karsti
Lineage: Eukaryota; Fungi; Ascomycota; Sordariomycetes; Glomerellales; Glomerellaceae
Product: protein kinase domain-containing protein
Exons: 3
Coding region: 1-1449 (482 amino acids)
Biological process (GO): peptidyl-threonine phosphorylation; peptidyl-serine phosphorylation
Molecular function (GO): protein serine/threonine kinase activity; ATP binding
Source: RefSeq, a predicted model, not a curated record